Molecule: messenger RNA, 8142 nt
Organism: Diorhabda sublineata
Lineage: Eukaryota; Metazoa; Arthropoda; Insecta; Coleoptera; Chrysomelidae
Gene: dare
Product: NADPH:adrenodoxin oxidoreductase, mitochondrial
Exons: 4
Coding region: 782-2176 (464 amino acids)
Biological process (GO): ubiquinone biosynthetic process
Cellular component (GO): mitochondrion
Source: RefSeq, a predicted model, not a curated record
AAUUGUCGAUUCUGGGGCUCGGAAAACCCAAGAGUUAUUGUUGAAAAUCCUCUCCAUCCUCAACGCGUGACUGUUUGGUGCGGUUUAUGGUCUGGCGGUGUCAUUGGACCUUACUUUUCCGAAAAUGAGGCUGGAACAACAGUUACGGUGAAUGGAUUACGCUAUCGAGAGAUGAUUAAUGAUUUUUUAUGGCCUGAAUAGGAUGGUAUUGAUUUGGACAACGUUUACUUUCAACAAGACGGCGCUACGUGCCACACAAGCAACGAAACCAUCGAUCAUUUACGUGAAAAAUUUCCGGACCGUGUUAUCUCUCGAAAAGGUGAUCACAAUUGGCCACCGAGAUCUUGUGAUUUAACACCUUGCGACUUUUUCCUUUGGGGCCACGUGAAAGAUAAGGUCUACGCCAACAGUCCAGCAUCGAUUCAAGACCUCAAAGAUGGAAUUCGUGAGGCUAUCGAGGACAUAGGGCAGCCGCUUUGCAAUUUGGUUACGGAAAUUUUCAUAAAAACGAUAUGCUCCUGUAAGCGCAGUCGUGGCGGCCAUUUGGCUGAUGUUGUGUUCCAUUAUUAACGGCAUACCUUCCUCUUUAUAAUGAAAUAAACAUCCGAUCAUUUAUCUCAAAAAAUGGCAUUUUUCUUUGAAUAUCAAAAUAACACCUCUUAUUGGAAAACCCCUUAUUUGUAAGUCUUCGCUAACAGUACUCCCUGUAUAUCCUUUCCUAAUAUAUAAUUCCACGGAGUUUAUUUCUAAAUUUAGUUGACUAGCAUACGUUAACCUCAAAAUGACACUACGACCCAAUUAUUUCUUAAACAAAUUUUUUACAACGAACGCUCAAAUAAUACCAAAAAUUUGUAUUGUUGGAGCUGGAACAGCAGGUUUUUAUGCAGCACAACAAUUAAUUAAAAAAUUGAAGACUCCCCAAAUAGAUAUUAUUGAAAAAUUGCCAGUGCCUUUUGGUUUGGUAAGAUUUGGUGUUGCACCCGACCACCCGGAAGUUAAAAACGUAGUUAAUACUUUUACGAAAGUAGCAGAAAAUCCUUGUGUAAGAUUCCUAGGAAAUGUGAAACUUGGAACAGAUGUUACCUUAAAACAACUUCGAGAUGCAUAUCAUGUCGUUUUAUUAACAUACGGAGCAAAUGAAAGUAAGAAGCUAGAUAUUCCAGGUGAAAAUUUGAAAAAUGUAAUUGAAGCAAGAAGAAUUGUAGGAUGGUACAAUGGUACGCCAUGGGAUAAAGAUCUAGAUAUUGAUUUAAGUGGUGAAACUGCUACUAUUUUUGGACAGGGUAACGUUGCAAUAGAUGUUGCUAGGAUUUUAUUAUCAGAUGUAGAUGAAUUAAAGAAAACUGAUAUCACCGAGUAUGCCUUAGAAGCCUUAUCAAAAUCAAAAAUAAAAACUGUGUACCUCAUAGGACGGCGGGGUCCCUUACAAGCUGCCUUUACCAUAAAAGAACUGAGAGAAAUGCUGAAACUUCCGUCAUGCUCUACAAUAUGGAGACCAGAAGAUUUCGUCGGUAUCUCGGAACAUCUUGCCAAUUUGUCCAGGCAAAAGAAACGAAUAACUGAACUUAUGUUGAAAUCUUUGGAGGAAAAUAAUACACAAGCAAAUAAGGAAUUUAAGCCGAUCUUUUUCAGGUCACCAUUAGAGCUUGUGGGUACAGACAAAGUUGAAAAAGUUAUUUUGGGAAUCAAUAAACUUGAAGGGGAGGAUAUUUUAAAACAGAAAGCAGUAUUGUUAGACAAGACAGAAGAAUUAAAUGCAGAUUUAGCAAUUCCCAGUAUAGGCUAUAGGUCUAUGCAGGUUGAAAGUAGUAUUCCCUUUGAUUUUAAAAGAGGUGUGGUUCAGAACAAUAAAUCACGAGUUGAUAAAGGAUUAUAUGUUUCUGGAUGGCUUGGCACAGGUCCCAUUGGAGUCAUAUUAAGCACAAUGGGCAACGCUUUUGAAGUAGCCGAUACUAUUGUAAAUGAUAUAAAUAGCGAAAAUUUAGUAGAUAAGCCUAAAGGUGGUUAUGAAGACAUCAAGAAUACAUUGAUUGAAAAAAAUAUUCAAGUUAUCAGUUGGCAACAUUGGGAGAAAAUUGAUAAGUAUGAACAGGAUAAAGGUGUAAAGCUUGGAAAACCUAGAGAAAAAGUUGUCGAUAUUGAUAAGAUGUUGAGAAUAGCAGAUUCUUCAUUAUAGCACAAAAAAAUGUGAAUAUGAAGAGAAAAAAGUGCUGCAGUAUUUCAAAUGCGUUUAUAUACAUGUAGUAGAAGAUAUAUAUUUUUUAAUAGGAAAUUUUACAGUACCAGGUUUAUUUAUAGUGCUAGAGAUCAGCAUUUAUUUAAUUUUUAGCUCAAUUUUAUAUUUUUGUUAUUAUUUUUUCACUAUAUAUUAAAUUCAAUAGGAUUGUUAGUAACCAACGUAACCCAUGAGAGCCCAAAUAAUUUUAUUUCGUUUUUGUCAACUUUAACAAGUUUUUUUACCAACAUGUUACUAAACUAAUACAAAAAGUACAUUUUUUUUCUAUAUGAACAUUAUUUUUUUUAAAAUCAUGUGUUGCCAAAUAUGUAUGCAAUGAAGUGGGAUUAGUAAUGAAAAAGAGAUACUAUCAUCGGCGUACAGAUGCUGUAGCAAUGAAAAUAAUCUUGAUUGAAUUUAAUAAUAUAUAAGGGGAGAAGUGGGUAUUUUGCCCACUUAAGAAAAAUUAUUGAUAUCUGCAACUUUAAAGCCGGGAGUAAACUUUUUUAAGAGUCUCUAGGCAUGACCAUUAGGGUGUCCGUUAUUUUCCAGAUUAGGUUUUGUUCUACAAACGCCCCUCAAAUUAUUAGGUUUUGACUAAAAAAUAUCAGACUCAAACCAACCCUUAAUAUUCACAUUAACCCGUGCCUAACCUAACCAUUUAAAUUACAUGGGAUUUUUAUACUUUUUACAGUUAAUUUUUUUCCACUGAAUGGUACUAUAUGGUAACCAGGUUCUGAUGAUGAGAAAGAUGGCCAUAGGAACUCCGUAAUUAAAUGAACAAGGCAAUAAAGUAUUAUUUAUUGCUGAGUCGCCUAUCAGAGUUAUACCCACCAUAUAGAGGGUUAUAUCGGUAAUAAAGUUUUGACUGCUAAUAAAACAUUACAAAAUUUUAAUCAAAAACUAAUUGCAAUUAUUUUAAAAAAUAACAAAACUUGAAUAAUUAUUAAAUCACAAGAAUAUUUUUAGGCAUAAAAUACCACUAAAAAUUAUUACUCUAAAGACUGCAUAAAAGAUAUCAAGUCAAUUUAUACAAAUAUAAUUUUUCUACGACCGUGCGUUUUAACCCACUUUCCCGCACGCAUUUUAGUUUUGAAAGUGUCCCACGCUACUGCGGGACAGUAAAAUUAUGCAAAUUUUGACCUUAUUAGAUAGUUUUUUACUUUGGAGGUUAUAACUAUUGUUACUACAGGUAAAUAAAUAUUUACGAAAUAGUCCAUCAAAUAAAAUUUAAACUUUUUCUAGCUUUUUGUAGCAUUUUUAAUUUUUUGAAAAUAUAAAAAAAUAAAGAUAUUUUUUAUAUAACCAUGUACAUUCUUCAAAGGAGUGUCACAAAACAACUAUCAAACCACCCGGGUUUGAUAUCAGUUGCUAUGACAACCCAGGCGUGUAAUUGUUACUAAAACGUCAAAGUUGUUCAAAACGCCUUGGAAGUGACCGAAUAAGUGCAAUCUUCUUCUAAAUUAAACCACAUUAAACCGAAUCCGAUACAAUAAUAUUAAUGGAUUCAUCCGACGAAGAAAUUCCCGAAGCCAUUUUGAAGGCUGCAAAUGAAGCUAAUUCCGAGCUGUUACCUGCCAAAUCCAGACUAAGGUAUGAGAAGCAAUACGACCAUUUUGUUACAUGGUGUAAGGAGAAAGGGGUCAAAACUUUAAGGAAGAGGUAUUUCUGGCGUAUUUUUCAGACCUAAGUAAGGUUUUGAAAUCUAUUCGAUGGUAAAAAGUUUAGUAAAAAUAAAACAAAAUUUGGAUAUAGGAAACUUCCAUAAGCUAACAUCGUUACUUAAAAAAAUAUUGGUUUUCGAACAUAGAAAGCGCAAGUUUUUACCAAAGAAGAUAUAUCCAGGGUUAUGCUAGCUCCCGAUGAAGUAUACCUGAUGAAAGUGAAAACCAUUUUUGCACUAGCUGGCGCUCUCCGCAGAUCCGAGCUUGUAUAUAUCACUGUCGACGAUAUUGAAGAUAAAGGCAAAAUUGAUUCCAAAAAUCAAUCGUCAAGAUCAUUUGUUUCAUCUGAAGAAAUAAAUAAUGGGACAUAUUUGACUCUUUACAUAAAGUACGAUUUUCACAACCAAAUACUUAAAAUCUUUUACUCUUUGGAAUUGGUAUCGUCCUAGAUUCUCAUUAUUUUUCAUUCUCUUGGGCACCAACAUGUACUUGGAUUUUUGAAUAUUCACCUCCAACUUCUCUAGGUUUUUCUUAUCUAUUGCCAGAAGUGUCAGGUCACCAGUAUAUCAUACUAUCUGCGUACGUUUUUCCUACCUCUAUUUCAUCUAUUACUCUUAUUGAGAUAUUGAAUAGAGUCGUUAAAAAAGCUUCCCCUGUACCUAACAUCUUUUCUUAUUGGAAUUACCUUUGUUAGCCCAUCCUCCAUAAAAAUUUUGAUUGUUCAUCAUAUUUCUACCAAGUUAAUAAGAUUCAAGGAAAUCCUCAUAUUUGUCAUGUCUCUAUUUAAAGUUUACAAACAUCGCAUGCAGGUCUAUUCAGUGUUCAUAGAACUUUUCUACUGUUUGGUGACCUCAGGCAUCUGUUGAAUGAUGUAUACUACUAGUCUAUUUGUUAUAAGAGUGCUUAGAAUGAGUUAUAUUUAAGAGUGUUAUUGGUCUAUAACUGUUACAGAGGUCGGGGUCUCUGUUUUUUAGUAUUGGAAUGAUCAGUCUCAUAUUCCAUUCUGUGGUCAUAUUGUUCUUUUCCCAUAUUUCCUUGAUGGUGUUAUAUAUGUUUGUAAUUGGACGUUCUCCUCCAUUCUUUAUUGAAUCAUAUUAUGUAAUUAAUAUCAUAGAGCUCCUGGGGCUUUCCGCUGUUUUAGCCGUCCAAUUACUUCAAGAUAUGUUUCAUAUGAUCGUGCCUCUUGUUUAGCAUCUUCAUCGUCUUCCUCUUGGUAACUUUCCUGUUCGCUCAUUUCUUCAAAAGCGGUUUCAAAGUACGUUCCCCAUUCUUUCUAUUCUAAAUAACGCUCUUAUGAGCGCAUUGUGUGCUCUGAUGUAGACAAAUUUUCUGCUGUCUUUACUAUUCUUCAUUUUCUCUAACAUAGUAUUUAUCCACUCCCUCUUCUUUCUUCUGCAGUGCUUCAGUUUUUUGUCUGUAGUUCGCUAGCUCGUUAUCGCAUCUUGUUGGCAGCCAGUCAAGAAAGGCCUGUUUUUGUGUUAAAUAUUUGUGCCAUAAUAUUCAAUGAAUGCGCAUGCGUAUUGUCGUGCUAAAGAAGCCAAUCAAAGGUAUGGUCGUAAUAUAUUUUGGAGCAGAUCGUAGUGCAGAAUACUUUCAUAAUAAUACGAUACAGUCAGCAUUGUCUUUCGACUUUGACGUGCUUUUUUAGUGUGAAUUCUGUCUCUUGUUUUUGGAUUAUAUUAUUUUAGUCGCAUCUAAUAACCUAACUAAUUUCUUCAAAAUUAAAGCAAAUUUUUAUAUACAAAUUCUAUUGAUCUAAUUUUCCCAUGGAUUGAAAAAAAAAUACUGUUAACUAACUUGUACAGUCGGCAAUUGCGUACACCAACGAGUUUGUAAAAACUUCCUGGUGACGCCCAUACUGCACAGAGCUCGCUUAUAUGAUGACGCGGAUAUAAAGUAGGUGAACCAAAUAAGGUCACAUUAACGUUUUCCGAUUUUUUAAAAAGCUGACUCUUGACUGAAAAAAUAACCAAGUAGCUGAAAAAAAGGUUCAACUGGGCUGAGCACCUAAUGAGAAGAAAACCAAUUGAAAUGAUCAAAAGAAUAACGCAAUGGAUCCCAUUGUGGCCAAGGAGAAGGAGCAGGCCGACAAAAACUUGAAGAAACGAACUACAGGAAGACAUAAGAAAAUAUAGAAAACUGGAGAGCAAAAUGCCGGAACCGAAAAGAAUGGAAAAUAAUAACAAAAGCAGCCAAAACAAACGACAAACUUGAAAUAAAAAAUAGAAAAUGAGGAGUAAUCCACCUCAAAGGCUUGAUGAUGAUGAUGAGCUGAAAAUGAUAGAUAUUUAUAUUAAAAAUUUAUUUUUCGUGAUUAAAAGCUUCGGUUUUUAUUUUCUUUUGGAGGGGUUCGGACUGUUCAUUUUUCUUUUUAAUGCUUUGUUUUCAUCAGAAGGAGCGUCAAACAAAUUAACCAUUAGCUUUUGGGCUCUUGAAUAUAUGAAUUUUUUUCUUUGAACCCUUUUUGCUUUAAUCUUAGGAGUAGACAACAUUUCUGUAAAAGAUGUGUUUAGCUUCGAUUUGGCGUCUUCAAAGGUAAUAGUAAAGAUUCCAUAACAUCGUCGUCUGAUAUGAUUAUGUCAAGAACCGAGAAUCUGAAGAGCAUCGCCUUCAGAGCUAACAUCUUGGUCAUUGGAAGAAUGUUUAGGAGGUAAUGUUUUGAUCCUUUUAGCUGAAGAUUGAGUAAUUGGUUCUGCUGAAGAACUUUGUUCACUUUUUGCAGUUUUCUUCUGAUUUGAGAAAAUGGUUGUGUCCUGUUCAUUUUCAUCAUUUGGAUUUUCAAGGUCUGUUAGGCGUGAAAGUAUAUUCCCGUAGCUUUGAACACUGACAUAAUAUUUCCAGGUGUUAUUGUCUUAGCCCAUACUAAGAAAAUAUUUUCCCAGACUGUACGUCUUAUCGAGCGUUCAUCCAAUAACGAAGAACCUCUUCGUCCCAAAAAGAUUCAAGCUGUAGCUCAUGAGUAGUGUUACUUGGCAAAAAAAACAAAGUAAUGUCUUACUUUUCAGCAGCUUUAACAAUGUUUAUUGUAAAAAUUUUUAUCUCCUACUCAAAACUGUUCAACAUGUUCGAUCCACUUCACAAAAACGUCGUUUGUCAUACUUCGUAUGGGUGUCAUAACGACCUUGGUUCCGGGAGGAAGAUUUUCUUCCCAUUCUGGUUUCAGCCACUGACCCUUGAAUAAUAUCAUCGGUGGUAUGUACUGACCAUUGGCACAUGACACGAUUGUCACGUUUCAGCAUGCUCUCAGGGGCUACUAUAUGCAUUCACAGCAGCCGAUAUUGUAAAUGUUAUGAGGUUUACCAGCAACAUCCAAUUCCUCCAUGACUUCAAUUUGUCAAAGAAAUCGGUGACAAUCAUUUUAUUAAGUUUACUUCAAAUUUUGUGUUUUACGCCUUGCUAAAUCAGGGUGGCGACCCAGAAAAAGUCUCAACUACUUACGUCCAGCUUUUUGUUUGUUCGGGUUAAAAGUAUGAGGAAUAUUAUUUUUUCUACGACCGUGCGUUUUAACCCACUUUUCCGCACGCAUUUUAGUUUUGAAAGUGUCCCACGCUAGUGCGGGAAAGUAAAAUUAUACAAAUUUUGACCUUAUUAGAUAGUUUUUUACUUCUGAGAUUAUAACUAUUGUUACUACAGGUAAAUAAAUAUUUACGAAAUAGUCCAUUAAAUAAAAUUUAAACUUUUUCUAGCUUUUUGUAGCAUUUUUAAUUUUUUGAAAAUAUGAAAUAAUACAGAUAUUUUUUAUAUAACCUUGUAAUUGUUACUAAAACGUCAAAGUUGUUCAAAACGUCUUGAAAGUGACCGAAUAUGUGGAAUCUUCUUCUAAAUUAAACCACAUUAAACCGAAUCCGAUACAAUAAUAUAAAUGGAUUCAUCCGACGAAGAACUUCCCGAAGCCAUUUUGAAGGCUGCAAAUGAAACACCUAACCUCCAGUGUUAUUCAUAUGCAAUGUGACUAACAGUGGUACGUCUAGCGUAGGAAUUUGAAACUACAACGACAUCAAAAUCACCGAUAACCCACUGACAGGUGCUGCGUUCAUCUGGCGAGUGUGAGUUCUUUUAUAAAUAAAAGCUACUGGCCUUAUUCGGGUCACCUACCUUAUGAAUGUACUUUUGGAAAAAAACCUAGUAUAUUAAUCAGAAUUUUGGUGCUAUUCUGCUACUUCUGCAAAAGUACCUGUACCAUUAACUUCACAUGUCUUUAAUCGAUUUUGCUUUUGUAUGUUGUUCCGAAAUUAUAUUUUUAUUAUUUCUAAGACUCUUAAC